CUUCAGCACUUUCAAAUUGCUGACUUGAGACGAACACUUAUUUCCAGCUUCUAAGGAUCAGUUCUAGUGAACGGGACACCCGGCGGUGCAUACACUUACCGGAAUCAGAUCGUCAAAACCAAAGAAACGGUGGGUAAACAUGGAGAGCUACGGCCAGAAACCCCGGGUCUACCGCACCGCUAUGUUCAAGGUGCCAGAACCAGAGAAGCAGGAAAAGCUACUCGAGGCGCUCCGGGUGUUUGCGAGGAGUCAGGCUAGGGACGGAAAACCAUAUAUCCUUGACAUACACGCCGGCCUAACCAAGGACGAAACGCGAGCAAAAGGGUACACGGUUGUGGCGCAAACUUUGUUUGCCAACCGCGACGACAUGGAGUACUACGACAACGAGUGCCCAGCGCAUGCCAACCUUAAGAAAGUCGCGGCGGGGCUCGGGCUUCCUGAGCGGCCGCUCAUAGUGUACUUUGAAGAGUGAGAGACAGGGGACUGAAUUCGGGGGGUUAGCAUAGAUUAUCAUUAUUCUUCAAGAACGAAGCAGAUGAAG
Canariomyces notabilis is the source of this 541-nucleotide messenger RNA. RefSeq lists its product as uncharacterized. NCBI's taxonomy places the organism in Eukaryota, Fungi, Ascomycota, Sordariomycetes, Sordariales, Chaetomiaceae. The transcript is spliced from 3 exons. Bases 140 to 472 code for a protein of 110 amino acids. The record is from RefSeq and is a predicted model, not a curated record.